Molecule: messenger RNA, 1673 nt
Organism: Eupeodes corollae
Lineage: Eukaryota; Metazoa; Arthropoda; Insecta; Diptera; Syrphidae
Gene: Or82a
Product: odorant receptor 82a
Exons: 6
Coding region: 41-1195 (384 amino acids)
Biological process (GO): detection of chemical stimulus involved in sensory perception of smell; sensory perception of smell
Cellular component (GO): plasma membrane
Molecular function (GO): odorant binding; olfactory receptor activity
Source: RefSeq, a predicted model, not a curated record
GUCCACCCGGUAAACGCGUAUAGUAUAACUUUAACUUCUAAUGGAAAUCGGGCUACAAAUAUUCAAUAGACAGACCAAAUGUCUCCGAGCAAUGGGACAUUCUUUAAUACAUCAAGUUCAAGAAUCCAAAUGGCAACGAAUUCCGCAAUUUUUCGUAUUAUUUUUAGUCGUGUCAGCUCAAUAUCCAAUGAUAAAUUAUGCAAUUUUCCAUAAGGAUGACCUUGAAUUAGUUACAGGUUGCAUGAGCAUAGCUUUCACCAAUAUGUUAUCAUCAAUCAAGGUUUUAACGUUUCUUAUUAAUAAAAUCAAGUUUUUGGAAAUUAUAAACGAAUUGAAAACAAUGUGGCAAAAUAGUGGUGAAUAUGGUUUCAAUUACAUUAAACAAUCAAAUAUAAUGGCGGAUCGGGUAGUAAAUUUUUAUUUUUACUCAGUUUUUUUUACUGGAUUCUAUUUUCUUCUGACUCCGUUGGCAAAAAUAGCUUGGGCCAAAAUCUAUCAAAUGCCAAUUGUCAGAGAACUACCAAUGCCAAUGAGAUUUUUCUUCGAUGCAGAACAUUCACCAGUCUAUGAAUAUGCAUACAUUUAUACUGGGUGUGUUACCGUUAUUGUUGUAUCGUAUGUAGUUGCAAUUGAUGGUUUAUUCAUAGCUUUUGCCAUCCAUUUGCGGUCGCAUUUUCGGCUAUUACAACAUUACAUCGAAAAUAAUUCAUUUAAGUCAAAUGAAGCUGCAAUAAAUACAAACAUUCGCUCUUACGUCAAAUAUCAUUCAAAACUUUUAAGACUUGCAGAACAAAUCUGUCAAACUUUUAAGCCAAUUAUUUUCGUGCAGUUUUUGAUAACAUCCCUGCAAGUUUGUGUUUUAGUUUAUCAGCUGGUUACAAACAUGAAUAAUGUAAUGAUAUUUGUGGUGUAUGUAGCUUUUUUGGUAUCGAUUUUAAUUCAACUUCUCAUUUAUUGCUAUGGUGGAGAAAUGUUAAAAACGGAAAGUUCAAUGGUAGCAACUUCUGUACAGAUAUCAAAGUACUACAAUCUGUCACCAAAGUAUCGCAAAGUGCUUUGUUUAGUUCUUAUGCGUUCCCAGAAACCAGUCAUCGUCAAAGCUGGAUUUUAUGUUGCAUCAUUGGAGAAUUUUAUGACGAUCCUCAAAGCGGCAAUGUCUUACAUAACAUUGAUUCAAUCAUUGGAGCAGAUUUAAGAAUAUAUUUCACACGAAAUUGGAAUUUUGAAGUAAAUUUGUGAAGUGUUAGUUUUUGACCAAGAUGGUAAAAGAGGUCUACUUGGAAUGUUUCGAAUUAUUCCAUUUGGAAAGAAAAACAACCCGUUAAAGAAAAAAGGAAGGGAUACUUUGCUUUUUCUGAGGAUUUAGAAUUACAUAUGGUUGUAUGCAUAGUGGCAAAUUCAGAUAAAACUUAAACGGAAUCGGUAACAUUAAAGAAUUAAAAAUGAUCAUUUUCAUUAACUUUGAAUUCUAGUGAUUGUGGUAUUUAAAUCAAAUUGAAUGAACUUGAAGCAGACUUAAGAAUCACAGAAUUUCAGAGAAAAAGAAAAGACCUUCUACUUUUGGUAGCAUAUAAGACAUAAUUAUAACGUAGUUUGCACAAUAUUAAACAAAUAGUACACAAGCUUUUAUUAGCAUAUUUAACCAAAAAUUAACAAUAAAGAAAUACAAAAUA